This is a messenger RNA of Andrographis paniculata, 738 nucleotides long. RefSeq lists its product as uncharacterized. The record is from RefSeq and is a predicted model, not a curated record. The transcript has a single exon. The coding region runs from base 1 to 738 and encodes 245 amino acids. Lineage: Eukaryota; Viridiplantae; Streptophyta; Magnoliopsida; Lamiales; Acanthaceae.
AUGGACAGCUUCUCAGCAAGGAACUUGAAAUGGAAAUGGGUGGUUGUGUUGGUGUUAGCACUAGCUUUAGCUUGUGGUCAAGUUGUAGGAAAUCCACAAGAUCCUCCCAGAUAUACCACUCCUCCAAGCACCUAUCCCUAUGAGAAUAUUCCCGGAGGAACUUCUCCGGGCGGAAAUAUUCCUGGUAAGAAAGUUUCUCGUGCGAACUUUCUUGGUGGCAACUUACAAGGUGGUAUUUUUCCUGGUGGUAUCUUUCCCGGUGGAAUUUUUCCGGGUGGAAACUCUCCUAGUGGUGCUUUUCCUGGUGGAAUUUUUCCGGGUAAUAUUUUUCCCGGAGGAAUUUUUCCGGGUGGAAACAUUCCUGGAGGAAACUCUCCUGGUAGUACCUUUCCAGGUGGCAACUUUCCUGGUGGGAAUAUUCCGGGUGGCAACAUUCCGGGUGGAAACUUCCCUGGUGGGAAUAUUCCGGGUGGCAACUUUCCAGGUGGAAACUUCCCUGGUGGGAAUAUUCCGGGUGGCAACUUUCCGGGUGGAAAUUUUCCUCGUGGCAAUUUUCCCAGUGGUAAUUUUCCAGGUGGUAACUUCCCUAGUGGGAAUUUUCCUCGUGGCAACUUUCCCGGUGGUACUUUUCCAGGUGGGAAUUUCCCUGGAGGAAACUUUCCUGGAAACCCCGGUAGCAACGUUCCCGGGAGAAUGUUUCCCAGUGGGGGAAGAGAAGGUGACAAGUCCGAUCCUUAA